Molecule: messenger RNA, 1809 nt
Organism: Caenorhabditis bovis
Lineage: Eukaryota; Metazoa; Nematoda; Chromadorea; Rhabditida; Rhabditidae
Source: the annotation of a GenBank genome assembly
AUGGAUGACGCUGGUUUACAAGAAGAAUUAGAUGUCGACGGUUAUAUGGAUGAUCUCAAAGUGCACGGAAUGGGUCAAACUAUUGAAUUUUGUCAAAAAAGGCAACCUGGGGCGCGUUAUUUGUGUCCUUAUGGUUGUGGAAAGCUAGUAGCAAUGCGAACAAUUGAUUAUCACAAAAAUAACGGGUGUGGACGAAAGACGGAAAGUGCAUUCAACAAUCCUGACCUCAAAAAACGAUAUUAUUGCUGCGGAGUUUGUUACGUUGAAUUUGUAACAAGAUUUGAGUUUCAUGCUCAUCUUCGAAUGGAACACGAUGUUCAUCCUGAUAUACAUCAGCUUCAUUUUAAGGACAGAACAACAUUUGAUAGAUUCGUUCGUUGGCUCGAAAUGGAAGGCGGAGCGCAUUUUCGACACAAAUCUGGAACAAAGCGUCGACAACGCGGAAAGGGAAUCUUUAUGGCAUGCAAUCGUAGUGGUUAUGUUAAUUCUAAUCAAAUCCCUAUGAAUCGCGAAAGGACCGGCCCAUUUCGUCUUGGAUAUUCUUGCACAGCUUAUAUUCAUGCAACGGAGUUUGCCGAUGGACGUGUUAGUGCAGAAGUUUGUGGUGAUCAUUACGGACACGAUGCGAGAAUGAGAUUACCAAAUAUUAUCAAGUAUAUUGUUGCACACAAGCAAUUAGAAGGUGAAACAAAUAGUGAAAUUAUUGGCUAUUUAAGAAGGCAUUUUUUAAAUUUUGCACAUGAUAAUAUCUAUGCUCAACGCAUUUGCUUUGUCGAUCAUGAAGAACUAAAGUCGAUAUUUCUAUCAUACACCAAAAAAUGGGAUGCGGCUGGGAUGAUUCCGCAAAAGUGCGAAAUUUGGGAGGAAGAGCUUCUCGAUCGAGCUGGAAUCGUUCGAGAAGGUGUUCCAAGACUUCGAGAUUAUAAUGAAAAAACGACAAGUGAUAUUGCUGUUGAAGAGCAAUGGCCUCGACCGAGAGUUUUCGUCGCCAAAAUUCGAGCCGAAGAUGGAUCAUUAGUUCCAAUUGAUAUGACUAGGGCAGAUGAAGGAGGAGAAACUUCUUUAUUAUCUGCUAAUGGAUUUAUACCAGAUGCCGAAGGAAACGGUGUUGACGAUACGAGAUACGACGAUAUUGAUGUGGAUGAAUAUACUGAAGAACCAUACGAAGAACGAGGGAUAGAAGACGCUAAUGAUGAAUAUUCAAAUCGAAUAAUCCGACAUGAUGUUCGAGUUGAAGUGGAAACACCGUCGUCAUCUCGAUUGGAAAACGUUGGCGCUGAAAAAAAUAAACAUGAAGAUUUAUACGAAGAAGAGCAAAUCAUUUUAGAAAACCCAAACGAGGACGUUGUAAUUGUUGACGAUGAUAUAAAAAUGCAAAUGGAGCAAAGGAAUAUUCCUGGAACAUCUCACGAGGAUCACAUGGAGCAAGUCGGAAUGAUUGAUUGUCCCUCCAGUCGCUUGACAAACAGCUUUCUGGAGGAAAUCGAAGCCUUCAAAUUAGAUUUAUUGAAAAAAUCAAGUACUAUGAAUAUAACGAAUCUGAGAUCAUUGUUCAUUCGAUUUCAAACCUUGCAUAAUUCUCUUAUGGAUAAGGUUUUGGAAGAUAAUAAGCCAAUCACCGUAUUUCCGAACAGAAAUCGACUAGCUUAUCGGCCGGGAAAAAGUCUUGAUAAGCAUGAGCCAGCACAUGCCCAAUAUGGAAGAGGAGAUAUCACCCUUUUGCCAAUAGCUGAUGAAUUAAGUGAUGAUGAAGCAUUGACAGAGCCUUGUAGACAUGAGAUGAACUAUAACGCCAACUUCUGGAGCUGA